Molecule: messenger RNA, 2182 nt
Organism: Stegastes partitus (bicolor damselfish)
Lineage: Eukaryota; Metazoa; Chordata; Actinopteri; Pomacentridae
Gene: gpr143
Product: G protein-coupled receptor 143
Exons: 9
Coding region: 66-1316 (416 amino acids)
Biological process (GO): melanosome organization; regulation of calcium-mediated signaling; G protein-coupled receptor signaling pathway
Cellular component (GO): melanosome membrane; plasma membrane
Molecular function (GO): L-DOPA receptor activity; L-DOPA binding; dopamine binding
Source: RefSeq, a predicted model, not a curated record
CCCCUCUCUCUCUCUCCCUUUCUCCCUCUCUCCUUCCUUCCCUCUCUCUUUCUCUGCAGUCCGUGAUGGCAUCUCCUCGGCUGGAGACUUUCUGCUGCCCGAACCGGGACUCGGCGACAGAGUUCGUGGUCACCUUCCAGCCCGUCCUGUUCGGGGCUCUGAGUCUGGGAAGCGCAGCGCUGAGCCUCGUCUUCGCCAUUCUCCAAAUUCUUCCAAAGCGCAAAGGGUACAGAAGACUGGGACAGUAUCCUCUGCCCAGGCCUGCGUCCUCCUCUCGGAUUCUGUUCAUCAUCAGUAUCUGUGACAUUCUGGGAUGCACAGGUAUCAUCGUCAGGUCAUCGGUCUGGCUCGGCCUUCCCAACAUCAUCGACAGCAUCUCGGUGACCAACAACACUGAUGUCUGGCCGGAGGUCUUCUGCGUCGGCAGUGCCAUGUGGAUCCAGCUGUUUUUCAGCGCCUCUUUUUGGUGGACUUUCUGUUACGCCGUUGACGUCUUCCUGGUGGUGAAAACAUCUGCAGGAAUCAGCACCAUUAUCCUCUACCACAUGAUUACAUGGGGUCUGGCUGUGCUGCUGUGCGUUGAAGGAGUGGCCAUGCUCUACUACCCAUCCAUUUCUGAUUGUGAGCAAGGCCUCCAGCACGCCAUUCCUCACUACGUGACCACAUACGCGCCGAUGCUGCUCGUCCUCGUAGCCAACCCCGUCUUCUUUAACCGGACCAUAUCUGCAGUGACAUCUUUGCUGAAAGGACGACAAGGAAUCUACACAGAAAACGAGAGAAAGCUGGCCAAUGAGAUCAAAAUACGCUUCUUUAAAAUAAUGCUGGUGUUCUUCAUUUGCUGGGUUCCCAACAUCAUCAACGAGAGCCUCCUCUUCUACCUGGAGAUGCAGACCGACAUCAACGACAGCGGAUUCAGGAACAUCAGGAACGCAACCCUCAUCACCUGGUUCAUCAUGGGCAUCCUGAACCCCAUGCAGGCCUUCCUCAACACCUUGGCCUUCCACGGCUGGACGGGCUUCGAUGUUGACUUCAGCCUGCAGCGGAGGAGGGAGCUGGCCUGGGACUCGGUUUCUACGUCGGUCCCUAACACUGCCAGCCAUAACCCCAUAGUGGGAACUACUCUGCUUUACCAGAGUCAUGUCCAGGAAGGCCAGAAAGGCAUGAUGGGAAACGGGCAGCAACACUCAGACGCCAUGAGUGUCCUCUCAGAAGGUUCAGAGUCUAGUACAGUUGAAAUCCACAUUUCCAGCGAGCUACGAGACUAUGAGGAUGUAGACGCUGACGGAGAGUCCUUGGAGAACUCCGUGAGGCACUAGCCUGGGUCUUCACCAGUCCACCUCCCCUCUACUAAAGCUGCACGACAUCGUUCUUUUGUUUUAGAUCGACUCUUAGCCUCUAUUAUUCUGGUGAGAUUUUUUAUACUGGUUAUGGGAUUUCAUUAGCUGGAAUGACGGAGUUAAGUCUUGACUGUUAGUUUCAAGCCUUUCCACUUCCUUCUAAAUCUGUCUGCGGUUCACUGUGGCGCUACUUUACAGGCCCAUCAACUAUCCGGCAAGUGAGGAGUCCCAAAGCUGCCGUGUCUUGUAGCCGUCAGUCCACAGAACAAACAUGACAUUUUCUCAUGAACAACUCACAGGCUGACCUUUAAAAGUGCCUUAAGUGCUUGAGGAAACAUUUCUUCUGGCAAGUUCUCUGAAUUGGAUGCACUGAAUUUGUGAUGUCGUUAAGCUGCCAAGGCCUGACAGAAUGUAGGAAGCUCAUUAGUCUUUUUUUAAACAAAGUUGUUGUAUUGCCAACUGUCUAUCUUGUGUUUUUUUUUGCACAUGUAUUUUAUGCCUUAUUAAAUAUCUUGUAGUUUUGUUGGUGACACCGUCUUCACUUUCUUUGGAGGACAGCACAGCAGCUAUGAGCUCGAUAAUGAAAAGAAACAAACCACGAUUCAAGACAGGCAUGUUUUCUGAUAUCAAAAUAGAGUAAUUUAUUUGAGACACUGAAUGACUUCAACAGUUUAUCUUGGAAACAGGUGACAGCACCCUGGAUCAGGGUGCAAAGAGAGAUAGUAGCUGUCACAGCACUUAUUCCAUAUUGGGCUCCAUAGCAUGCCAAGAAUGGCCACCGACCCACAGCCCACAUGUCAGUCUGACACAGACGAUAAUGGCUCUCAGCAAAUUAAAGAAAAAAA